AUGGCACCAAGGCCUAGCGAGCAGCGCCCUGCUUGCGAGGAGUGCCACAAGGUAUUCCCUACAUGCGACGCCUUGGCUGCGCAUAAAUUGGAGAUGAUGGACUCCGGUAAGGGCCACAAUCACUGCGUCGAGUGUGGCCGUAUGUUCUCGAACCCAGAUACUGUUCUCCUGCAUCAGUUUCAGUAUCAUGCAAAGCCUCAGGACUUGCAGUGUCCUGGUUGUGGCCUUAGCUUCGUCCGAGUUGGAGGUCUUAUCUCUCACAUUGAGUCCGGCCAAUGCAGGAGGAUCUCUAAGGAAGCGUUGGAUGCAAGCCGCAUCCAGAAGCUUCAGAUGGGUAAGGGCCUCGAGGAUGCCGGCGACCCCAAUCAUCCAAAUAAGGGAUACUACGCGCAGUAUAUUGUAAAGAACCUUCCACCCGCUCACGCCAAGCCUCCCGUCCCCUACAAGCUGCCCGUCCUCGACAAUUCGCCUGUCCUUGCGAAGUCACCGGUCCCCGACAAGCCUCCCGUACCGGCCAAAGAGGACCCGGUGCCGGUUAAGAAGGUUGCCCUUCCUAAGCCACUUGAUAUCUCAAACAAGGACGAUUUCCCCACCUUGGCCGACGCUGUCGCUGCCUUCAAGGAGGCUGAUAAGCGAAGGGCGGCUAAAGCUCUCAAGGGCGCUGAGGAUAAGCAAUCCAAGGAACCCGAAGCGUCUGAUAAAAGUUCUGUUACAGACGACGUUCAAUCGAAGAAGCAAGGCGAGGUCCUCAUUGAUAUCGGCUCUGUCAAGGAGCCUUCCACUGUGUCCGGCCCUUCCCAUGAGCCCGCUAAGUCGGGAGGCACGGUCAAGAAGCGGAAGCCUAUGCUAAGCGAUGGCCUCAGACAGAUUAGAUUCACUCGCACGGGCGUUUACUUGGAAAAGCUCAAGUCGGAUGAUGGUGUUGAGGAGGCCCACUCGGAAGUCGGUGUUGAGAAUUCCAUCUCGGGAGGCGUUACAAAGACGCCUAAGGAUGGAGACGUUGUUACCAUUGAUAAGGAGAGCUGUUAUGAGGCCGCAGAUGGAAGCGAUUCUGCUGGAGUUCCCAAGCUGGACAAUGUUUCCGCCAACGCCGUGGCCGAUUUGCCAGCUCAGAUCCCGAACACCGGAUCUGAGGAAUAUGUUCCUCCCCACCUCCGAGGUAAGAAAGGCAAGCAGCCUAUUUAUCCCCCUGGAGAACAGCAGGCCCGUGACGACAACAGCAUUGGCCAGUCGUCCUCCCAUUCUCGAAAUGCUAGUGGCGCGAACCAGAUGGGCUCCAGUGAUGGAGGACUUCCCAAGACGGCUGCUGCCCAGAAUACGGGGAGCCCCAAGAAAGCCGAUCCCCAUGGUGGCGCUUCCACAUGGAUUGGCGAGAGUUGGGAUGCACCUCACAACCCCCAAGUGAAGUGGGAUAAUGGCGAGCUUUUGAACGGUGGGGUCGGCGAGUCGCUUGACAUCACCGACCCUCGCCACCGGGACUUUAAUCUGGCGCACCAUUACCGCGAGUGGAGUAAGAAAUUUCAUUGUCCUAAGGCUGACUGCAAGAAGAGCUUUACUAUGGGCCACGCCCUCGUCGACCACUUGACCUCUGGCGCCCACGCCUACGACGGCCGAAAGCUGCAGUGCCCCCACUGCCUCCGCUACUUCCGCUCCGCCACGGCUCUGACCCAGCAUUCCGAAUCCCAGAGCACCCGCUGCGGCAUCCGCAUGACGGAGGACUUCCGGCCCUUCCUCGACCAGCUCACUGCUGGCAUCGCCGAUGUCUCGGGCACCCUUGAGGAUUACACCAACCGCUACGUCGUCACCGAAGAGUCUAUCCGCAAGUUUGGUGAUCAGGGAGAGCGUGGUGUCAAAGUCAUCAAGGCCCUGGACAAGUUUGCUGAGGAGAAGGAGAAGGAACGCAGCGAGUACUGGGCUGAGAAGCAGAGGGAGAUGACUUGGUAA
This is a messenger RNA of Scedosporium apiospermum, 1944 nucleotides long. RefSeq lists its product as uncharacterized. The record is from RefSeq and is a predicted model, not a curated record. NCBI's taxonomy places the organism in Eukaryota, Fungi, Ascomycota, Sordariomycetes, Microascales, Microascaceae. Gene Ontology annotation, molecular function: RNA polymerase II cis-regulatory region sequence-specific DNA binding; DNA-binding transcription factor activity, RNA polymerase II-specific. Bases 1 to 1944 code for a protein of 647 amino acids. Gene Ontology annotation, biological process: regulation of DNA-templated transcription. The transcript is spliced from 3 exons.